AUGAGGCUCUCCAAGCUUUUCUUCGUCCUGCUCGCGCUCUCCCUGCUCGUGUCCCUCGCGCUGGCGCCGACGUGCCGCGCGAAUGAGAUCGACGCAGAAGACGAAGACGCCGACGACGUUGAAGACGCCGUCAAUUCCGCCGGCGAGGCGCCUGCUGGUGAGAUUCGGAUUAUUGCCGCAUUGUUCAUGGCGUUGAUGAUUCCAGAGCACGCGAGGGCACGUCUCGUAGGAAAGCUUUUCGGCGCAAGCAGGCGGUUCCUGUGGUCGCCGCGCAUGCUUUCGUGCCGGUCAGACUGCGAGGAGAAGAACAAGAAGUGCAACACCGAUUACAGCGAGUGCAAGCGCGAGAACAGGGACGACGAGCACGACCACAAGAAGUGCACGCACAAGUACGAGAAGUGCAAGAAGAAGAUCAAGAAGUGCCGCCGCAAAUGCGACUAG
Messenger RNA from Closterium sp. Naga37s-1, 441 nucleotides. The record is from the annotation of a GenBank genome assembly. NCBI's taxonomy places the organism in Eukaryota, Viridiplantae, Streptophyta, Zygnematophyceae, Desmidiales, Closteriaceae.